Lottia gigantea (owl limpet) is the source of this 480-nucleotide messenger RNA. RefSeq lists its product as hypothetical. Lineage: Eukaryota; Metazoa; Mollusca; Gastropoda; Lottiidae. Bases 1 to 480 code for a protein of 159 amino acids. The transcript is spliced from 3 exons. The record is from RefSeq and is a predicted model, not a curated record. Gene Ontology annotation, molecular function: calcium ion binding.
AUGUUUCACACAAACAAUCUAAAACCAUACAAUGAUACAGCUUAUGGAAUGUUUCAUGCAAAUGAUUUUAACCGUGAUGGUAUAUUUGAACGAGUAGAAAUUAACUUCACAUUUCAAAUCUACGAUUCCAAUCCAGAGGACGGUCGAGUUAGUCAUGCUGAAUAUACUACUUACAUCAACUAUACAACACCAAAUCUCUACCCUUUAUCUAGUGAAUUAUACAAGAUAUAUGAUGUAGACAAUGAUAACCUACUAGAAAUUCAUGAUUAUGAUAAUUUCUUUAACCUUAUGGAUUCUGAUGAGGACCAACAAGUAACAGAACAUGAAUUUGUUAGGUAUUGGACUAUAGUAAGUUGUAGUAACUUACAUUUCUCAAAAAGAUCAUCUAAAAUCUUACAUUCAUGGUGUGCCUUUUUGUCACUCAUUCGUACAGAUUCAAAUGUCAAUCUGAAAGUAUUAUCAUACAUAAUUUACGAUUAA